This is a messenger RNA of Liolophura sinensis, 2197 nucleotides long. Its product is annotated as NEDD4 family-interacting protein 1-like. Gene Ontology annotation, cellular component: endoplasmic reticulum; Golgi apparatus; perinuclear region of cytoplasm. Gene Ontology annotation, molecular function: WW domain binding. Bases 100 to 753 code for a protein of 217 amino acids. The transcript is spliced from 7 exons. The record is from RefSeq and is a predicted model, not a curated record. Gene Ontology annotation, biological process: positive regulation of protein ubiquitination; ubiquitin-dependent protein catabolic process; vacuolar transport. NCBI's taxonomy places the organism in Eukaryota, Metazoa, Mollusca, Polyplacophora, Chitonida, Chitonidae.
GGAAUCAGAAGGCCGAUCUGUCGAAAUCAACUGACGAAGUAUUCAAAACAUUGGUGGAAAAGCGGUCGUAUCUCAGCUGUUUCUUCUAAAAACAGCAUUAUGGACAGGUCAAUACGAUACGAAGUGCUGCAGGGAGAAGAGGCCCAGGUGCCAGCAGAACCUGUCCAGCUGGCCCUAGUAGUGCCCCCUCCCACAUACCAGGAAGCCACAGUGGGCGAGGACCAGGGGGCAAUCAGCACAGCAGCAACUACAGGCCUGACCUACCCUGUAUACAACACCAACCUCCCAUCAUACAAAGUGGCCACAGAGCUGCCAUCCUAUGAAGAGGCAGAGAGAAGUAAGGAACAGGAGAGCCGCGAGCAAGGGGAGAGAACUGGAGACGUGGAGAGACAGGAUUCUGAUGUCAUCACAGGAAUGACAGUGGGAACUGAUGGACUGUUUCUUUGUACUUUUGUCAUUUCAUUCCUGUUCAACUGGAUAGGUUUUCUAGUGUCUCUCUGUAUCAGUAACACAGUGGCUGGCAGAUGUGGGGCGAUAUCUGGACUUGGUCUUUCUAUAGUCAAGUGGGCCGCUAUUGUCAAGCACAACAACUGGAUGAACCACUAUGUGGCUGCUGGGGACACAUGGGUGUGCUGGGCUCUUAUUGUCUGUGGCUUUGCGUUUUUCUUCCGUGGUUGCGUCCAGUAUAUCCGAGUGAAGUAUGAGUGGCAGAGACUAACAGGCCAGCUGAGACGUUACUACCUGCUCAACUGAUUAACUUUGUGCAACUUAGAAUCUUCAGGUUCUACACACACAGACAUGUUGGACAAGAAAAAACAUGAAAUCAAGGUGGAGAACGUCACACGUUCUUUACUGGGAAAGACUUUACUAGGAAACUUUACAAACUUUAUUGGGAAAUUUUUCUAAAUGUAUCAUUUAGGUUUUUUACCCGGAAAAUGGGAGAAAAUAUUUAUUUACAGUUUGAUUGAAACUGUAAAGAAUCAAUGAGAUAUAUUUGAACAGUGCGUAUAUUGAUCACAUUAUACCUGCGCCAUUCGUGUGAUUUUUUUUUUGGACAAACUUUUUCACCUGUGUCUAGCAUUAAUGUAACAUGACUACAACUUGACAGUUCGAGUUUUGCACCCCUUCACUUACUUUUCAGAUUAUAUAGAUAUUGAUUGUUUUUCAGUGGUCAGAAAAUCGUGUUGUAUAGCACCCAAUAAUGUUAGUAUUCAAGUAAAAUUAUACUUAUGUACGUGGAGCUUUGUAGGUUUAGAGUCCAUUGGGUUUAGGAGGGUUUAAAAGGAAACUUGUACUAAUGAAUUAAAAGAGGUGCGGUCAGUUGACUAUUGAAAAUACCCGCUAAAAAUUUUCACCUGAUGUGUUCUAUUUAUGAUUGAACUGGUUUGCAUGCAUUUAUGAGAUAAAAUUGUCUUUGCUGACAAUUUCUUUACAGAAUAUUUAACUGUUGCUUGUGAGAUAUGCUUCCUGGCGUUUUAAGGACCCUUUAGUGUUUCUUUCUCAUAUCAUGUACAUUUUAACAUCACUGUUACCAAUUUCGUGUUGUUUUGUUUUUUUAAUAUAGGAGCGGUGGAAUUAUUUCUGAAAAGCAGGGAGUAUGUGGCUCCGUAUAAAAUUAUGUAAUGGUCCAUGCCUAUGAAAAAUGACUGCCUUUACUACUCUCAAUCAUACACGAUUCACUAUCACACAUAGUUAUUAAUAUAGUGGGAAUUUUUCUGGAUAGUUAUCAAAACUCAUUAUAAUCCAAGAGUCAAAGAAUGCUGUAUAAUAUAAUAUUAUCCCAAGAAAAGAGAGAAUCCCCAACUAUGCUUACGUAAAUGAAUAUCAAACUUAAAUCAUUUGUCCAGCAACUUUCCAGCACAUUGUUUUUGUUGUUUUUAUUCAUAGUAUGCCAUUACCAAAAUUCAAAAUAUCGUGGUGAGAAACACACGUCACAUGGAGUAAACAUUGUGUCUAGCUUGAACAGCUCAUGAGUUCUGUUUGCAUGAUAUGAACGGUCUUGAUUGUAUGUUGUGACCAAAGGAUGCGAGUACAGUGUGGUGAUUAUUACAUUGUAUAAUAUGAUGUAUUGAUGCCAAUACAUGUAAUUAUUGUAAAGUUUCUUGCUCUGACUUGUGUGAAAAAACCAAAGAGCACAAUCAUGCCACUUUCUGGCACUUUCUGGGGUUUAGUAUUAGAACUGAGCAUUUCAUCGCUU